UCUGGCAAUAAAAAUAGAUCCUGAUUUGCAAUAACUAGAUGAAAUUGAUGCCAAGUUGGACAUGUUCUAUUUCAAUCCGUACCGAUUGACAGCUUUCAGAGUACCAAAUCUUCUCUCUUCCUCUAUAUAUUUUAAUGACUCUGGCCAAUCAAUCAAAAAUACAUUCAUAUGUUCUAAAGAUUCUGAGAUGAAGUCAUUGGGAGAGUUCUUCGGUGCAACUAAGAAAAUAAAAUAGGCGAAUCAUUUGCAUUUAAGAAUGUAUUAAUGGAGAUUACGCAGUGUGCAAAGAAUCACUGAAGCUUAUCAAGCAAAAAAAGGAGACCACAUGGGUCCAGGAUAGCUUCCUUCAGGAACAGGGAUUCGGUCUUUCUAUACAAUCCACGAUGCCCACGCACAUAUAUUUUACUGCACAAAGAUUCAUCAGUUCAUCUCAUAAUGCAUCAGAUUCGGACUCUUCAUAUGUGUAUUCAUUUCCUCCUUUCAUAAGAUUACGACCCAACAGCAUAAAUCGUUUAUUAAAGCGAACGCUAGUUUCACAUGUAUUAAAGAAAUGUACUUGUUCUUGAGGCGAUACAUGUGUCAGCAUCAUCCGAGAUUACAAACUGUCUAAAACUCCAAUUUUUCAGGAGAUCGUUUUAAGCAAGAUACUGUUCUUUUGGUUCUCUUUUCUAGGAAAUAAGACGAAAAUGAGGUUCUGUGCAACGGUGUGGCUGCAGUUAUUGCCAGAUCCUCCAUGAAAGACACCCCUACAUAGGUAUGUUGACCCUAGAAGCAUGCUGACUCAAUAUGAUUACAGCUUUUACUUAUUUUAAAAUUCUUUUGCAACCAUAAAGCCAGCAAGUUCGCGGCCAUCCUCACUUUCUGCCAGCAAACGUUUGAUCGUCUUAGAAUAAGCUCUUCAAAGAUUGUCGAGAUUUAGUCAAUCAUAUCAGUUUAUUUGCACGCGAACCAGGAUGCGCAUCAAAAAACUAGGCCUAGCUUACGUACGAAAUUAUGAUUGACUAGUUCAUCCCACCACACCAGGAAAGAGCUUGCCUUCGAAAGUUUUUCUCCUAAGAUGAGUAAUAUUGGUCUCUGCAAUUGAAUAAACUGGCACGCAUGAGAGUUCCCGAUUAGAAUAUUCAUAGGGAAUGAUGAAUGAACAAAGAUGUCGCUCAUCUUAGCAACAACUAGCAUCUUAUUUUAAUUGCAAUGUCAACAGUGUAAUGGACAAUUCUGGAAACAAUCCGUAAAACCCUGCCUCAAAAGAAGUAAACUUUUGUAAACUUUGGACCCUCCCACAAGGACACUCUAACAGGCAGGUCCUAAGCGCCUAUAAAUGUUCACGUCCCUUGGUCUCUCCAUGUAAACAAAGCUCCUAAGCUCAGAUUAAACCCAAGUGUUGUGCCCUUUCUGAACCAGUUGCUACACUAAUGGCAGCCAAUAAAUCUCAAAGAAAACAAUCAGUGGCCAUCAUCUUUGGAGUCACUGGGCUUGUGGGUAAAGAACUUGCCAAGAGAUUGAUCUCCAAACCCAAAUGGAGAGUCUACGGCGUGGCUCGCCGGCCGGAGAUCGCGCCCAUACAGAGUUGCAAUUACCGCUUCAUCUCUUGCGAUCUCCUGAAUCCCUCAGACACCCUACAGAGGCUGUCGAAUUUGGGGGAUGUGACUCAUGUCUUUUGGGUCACUUGGGCUAGUCAGUUCCCACUGGACAGCUCAGAAUGCUGUGACCAGAACAAGGCCAUGAUGUGCAAUGCCUUGGAAGCGAUCCUCCCAAAUUCUCCCUCACUCAGGCACUUCUCACUUCAGACAGGGAUGAAGCAUUAUGUGUCCCUGCAAAACCCGUUCAAUGGCCAACAAGUUUACUACUACAACGAGGAUUGCCCGAGAGCAAGUGCAAGAUACAAUUUCUAUUACCAUUUAGAAGAUUUGCUCAAGGAGAAGUUAGCUGGCAAGGCGGGUUGGUCCGUGCACCGGCCCGGUCUACUGAUAGGCAGUUCGAGGAGGACCUUAUAUAAUUUCAUGGGAUGUUUGGGUGUGUAUGGCUCUAUUUGUAAGCACCUUGAGCUACCCUUUGUUUUUGGAGGGACGAGAGAGUGUUGGGAAGAGGUGUGCAUUGAUGGGUCCGAUGCUGGUCUGGUAGCUGAACAGCAAAUAUGGGCAGCUACAAAUGAAAGUAUUUCUUUAACCAAUGGUCAGGCAUUUAAUUCCAUUAACGGGCCAAGCUUCACAUGGAAAGAGAUCUGGCCUGCUCUCGCCGAGAAGUUCGGGGUGCAAGUUGCUGAAGAGAUGUUCUUGCAGGAUCAUUGGUACUCCAAAGUCAUGGCCGAUAAGAAAGAGGUAUGGAGGGCCAUCGUGGAGAAAGAAGGGCUGGUACAAACGGAAAUGGAGGAUUUAGCAAACUGGGAUUUCUUGGAUAUCUUGUUCCGGUGCCCGGUUAAACUGCUCGGGACGCGGGACAAAGUCGACCGGCUUGGAUUCACCAGGCAGUGUAAAACAUUGGAUUCAAUCUUGAAUUGUGUUGAUUGCAUGAGGCACGAAAAGCUGAUCCCUUAGGCUUGCUUUGGUCCUUGGCACGUAGGGGAGAAUGAGGCGCACCAGUAACUGUGCUUCAAAAUGAAUCUAUAAACAAGUUCAAAAGCCACUCACGAUGUGCAGUUGACCGCCCAAAGGUGUUCCUUGACAAAGUUGGUGUCUUUUAUUUAACUUGGCUAAACAUGCUUGUCCUGAUAUAUUGUUAAGACGGGUACCUAGUGGGUCCGGUAUCAUAUGAUUGUAAUUUGUUAAUCCCACAUCCUCUUUGGAUGAUUGUUUCACCCCGCAUGGGUGAAACCAGCCUUAAUGUUUUAUAUAAGGAAUCUUCUAUAUUCAUGCUAGUGACGGCUGAUUCAUUAGAAGACCA
This is a messenger RNA of Syzygium oleosum, 2880 nucleotides long. RefSeq names its product (S)-8-oxocitronellyl enol synthase CYC2. Bases 1413 to 2534 code for a protein of 373 amino acids. The transcript has a single exon. The record is from RefSeq and is a predicted model, not a curated record. NCBI's taxonomy places the organism in Eukaryota, Viridiplantae, Streptophyta, Magnoliopsida, Myrtales, Myrtaceae.